CGCGGAGCAAUAUUCCGUAAAGCACCGUCACAAAAGGUUAUGGAACGUGUUCAUCGUGUGAAUUGUCAACGCAUGUUCUUGUUGGAUCGUGAACAGAAGCCAGAAACAAUUUUUCAACAAGCAUCUUCCUCUUCAAGUGCUACGCAACCUCUUGUUAUGCGAGAAGAGUUCAAAGUAUUGGGCUCGACCGGUAAUGUGUAUACGGUAAACAUCGAUCGUCAGCCCAGAUGUGAUUGUCCGGAUUGGAUGAAUAACGGAGGUAAUCCGUGUAAACAUACAAUUUUUGUCUUUUUACGAAUUCUCGGCAUCAGUCAAAACAGUCAUACAUGGUAUCAAAAAGCAUUACUGCCUUCUGAAUUGCAAGACAUCUUUGCCAGUGCACGACCUGAUCCAACGCAUUCAAACCCGAGCCUUCAAUCAGCCUAUUUGAAAGCUGUUUCAGGUAGUAAGAAGGAAGAUGAAGAAGAAGACACAAAAGCUGAGGGAAAACGCCGUAUUCCACAAAAAGGUGAUGUCUGUCCAGUCUGUUAUGAGGAAUUUGCUGAGGGAAUCUCAAAGGAUCUGGUAUUCUGUGAAGAAUCUUGCGGUAAUCCUUUGCACAAGAAAUGCGCUACUGAAUGGUCAAAAGCAUGCAAAGGAUCGUUCCAACAGGUGACUUGUAUUUAUUGUCGUGCAAAUAUG
Molecule: messenger RNA, 681 nt
Organism: Meira miltonrushii
Lineage: Eukaryota; Fungi; Basidiomycota; Exobasidiomycetes; Exobasidiales; Brachybasidiaceae
Exons: 1
Molecular function (GO): ubiquitin protein ligase activity; zinc ion binding
Source: RefSeq, a predicted model, not a curated record